ACCAAAGCUUCCGUCGCGAAACCCCGAAACUCUGAAGGCAAAACAGUCUUUCCGCCCACCACCCUCCCUCUCAACCGCCAACCCGCAUCCUUUCUUUGCAUUCCGUUGGGUAUUUGCGUUGUCGGUUUCACUAUCAUUUGGUUUUGCUUUUGGAUUCGCAUCCGCAUUCGUUACCAUGUUCAAUUUUGGAGCAAAGCCCAACCCGAAAAUCGCAGUCGUUCCUCCAAAGAUCAGGGUCGAGAAAGCGCCUCCAGCAAAGAAACCCCAGCCGCUCCCCUCUAAAAUCGCUUCGAAAACAGUUCAGCGACCUCAAGUUCCUACUCGCACAUCGCCUGCAAAGUCCAGAUCUGCCACUGCGACACCAGACAGGCUUGAGCCGCGCAAGCGCAAGGCUGUGAGACAGAAAUCGCCCGUGCAACAAAGGAUCGAGUCGGACAGCGACGAUGACGACGUGGACAGUCCGGCGUCCUUUGAUGAACCAAUUAAGAGACACAAGUCUGACAGGCCUCCGGACCUGAACCGAAAGCUUCGCUCAGAGAAGGCCUUCUCCGAGGAAGAUGGCGUUGUCUUCCCCAUGAUCCAUGCUGCGGAUAUCGCUUCUACGAGCAGGAAAUCAAAACUUGUCACUGCGGUAGAGGAGAAGAAUGUUACUGUCGAGCUGAGGUAUCCAAGUGCGUCGCAGCGGGAAAGAUACGAUCUCGUCUUCGGGAAGGAACAAAUCGAUCCAGCACAAGAGAUUUGCGAUGUCGCGGAAAUAGUCACCAGUAUAUAUCUGACAGAGGAGGAGGCACUUCCAUUCACAGAUCCAAAUUCCGGCAUUAUACGGAAGCUGGUGAGAGCGAAGAACCUGCUUUCAAGGGAUAGCAGAAACAAGGAGUUACUAAACGGAUUCAAAGACGCCGUGGAUGUCUACAACAAGGCACUCGAGGUCCCUCUUAAGAACGGAAGUCUUGCCAAGAACCUCGACAGCAUGCACUAUCUACCUUAUGAUAUGGUUCGUUUGAUUCUCCGACAGGUUUAUGAUCGCGUGGUUUCGCCACAGGUCGACACCCUUAAAAACAAGAAAGAAAACAAAGAAAACACAUAUGGCGAACUCCUCCCACCUUUUGUGUCCAAAAUUUUUGAGGAGACGCACCUGAAAUCGGAUCAGGUGUUUGUAGAUUUAGGAUCCGGUGUUGGUAAUGUAGUUUUGCAGGCGGCAUUGGAGAUCGGUUGCGAGGGCUGGGGAUGUGAGAUGAUGCCGAAUGCAUGCGAUCUUGCCGACGCCCAGGAAAAGGAGUUCGCGGCGCGCUGUCGACUCUGGGGUAUCCGGACUGGGGAUGUCCGGUUAGUACGAGGCGAUUUCAUGCAAAAUACCGCCAUCCAUGAGGCAAUGAGGCGCGCGGAUGUGAUUCUUGUCAACAAUGAGGUUUUCGGAUCAAUGCUUAAUAGGGAUCUGAUCCAUCUCUUCUUGGAUGUCAAGGACGGGUGCAAGGUUGUCCAUCUACAGCCUUUUGUCGGGUCGGACGAUAAGAUGAAGUCACGGACCCUCAACGAUCCUGUUAACCUCUUUGACCGGAUAGAGAAGCAGUACUUCGAGAAUUGGGUGAGCUGGAAGUUCGAGUCGGGGAACUACUACAUUUCCACGAAGAAUGAUCGGAGGCUUAAGGAGUUUGAACAUUUGGGCUAAUUGAGUUGAAGCUAGGUUAGAGCUUUGAUUAGUUGGGGUUUGAACAUGACUGUCUGGAAUAGCAUGACUGUAGUAUGAAUAGAUGAUAGUGACGAUAAAUAAAGAAUACUCACACAUG
This is a messenger RNA of Amorphotheca resinae ATCC 22711, 1787 nucleotides long. RefSeq lists its product as hypothetical. The transcript is spliced from 2 exons. Lineage: Eukaryota; Fungi; Ascomycota; Leotiomycetes; Helotiales; Amorphothecaceae. The record is from RefSeq and is a predicted model, not a curated record. Gene Ontology annotation, biological process: DNA damage checkpoint signaling; subtelomeric heterochromatin formation; DNA repair. Gene Ontology annotation, cellular component: nucleus; nucleosome. Gene Ontology annotation, molecular function: histone H3K79 methyltransferase activity; histone binding. The coding region runs from base 176 to 1669 and encodes 497 amino acids.